This is a messenger RNA of Brassica rapa (field mustard), 10273 nucleotides long. RefSeq names its product phospholipase D gamma 1. The record is from RefSeq and is a predicted model, not a curated record. Gene Ontology annotation, biological process: phosphatidylcholine metabolic process; phospholipid catabolic process. Gene Ontology annotation, molecular function: D-type glycerophospholipase activity; calcium ion binding. NCBI's taxonomy places the organism in Eukaryota, Viridiplantae, Streptophyta, Magnoliopsida, Brassicales, Brassicaceae. Gene Ontology annotation, cellular component: plasma membrane.
UAGUAAUUAAUAGUCAUUUUAAAAAUUUUAAAAUAUAAGAAAAAUCUAAAUUUUUAUUAUAUAUUUAAUGUGAUUUCUUAAUUUUUUUUAAUAAUAUAAAAUUAAAAAAAAAGAGCGGAUACAAAAACUAUUAUCAAAUAUAUAUUAUUCGUAAUCAUUGAUUGUCAUAUAUAUGUUAAUCGUAUUAGACUUCAUAUCACACAAAUCUUAAAAUUACAUUUUUUCCAAUUCUAUAAAUUUAUUUAACAAUCCCAAAGUCACAUUUUCUCGUCAAGAUAAAAUUAUGUUUUGUGCCAAUAUCGUCAAAAUAGAUAUAUUCCAGAUAAAACCACAAAAUUGUAUUAUAUAUAAAAUAACAUAAUUAUAUUUUAUCACAAUUAAAUUUUCAGUCAAAACCAUUAAAUCAUAUUUUCACUAAAAUAGUACACAUUUUUCGUCAAAAUUAAAUAAUUUUGUUUUCCAUGUUUUGAUAAACAACGCAAGUCUAAAUGCACAUUUUUGUUUUAUUUGAUAACUUAUAUCAUGAUCUGUACGACAAAGCAGAUUUUAUUUUAGAUUAGAAAACUUAUAAAUUAAUUUAAUGGUGUUUAGUGUUAAGACAGUAGUUGUAUACUAUUUAUUUUUGAGUAUAAGUAUAUAUCAUACUAACUACAAUUUAAAUAAAUUCUCUUAUGCUCUCGAUAUCUAAUCUAUUAAAAGAGAAGUACCAAUUGAGACUAACCCUUAAACUUGCACAAUAUUUACAGUUUAAUGCCAUUGAAAUAAUUAAAUAAACCUACUUUUAAGUAAUCUUUGUCUUUUCCAAAAUUAAUGAAGUAAUAAUUACUCUUAAUUUUAUGCUUUUCAUGUCUUUUAAAAAAUUAAUAAAACAUUUCCUAAAUUAAAUUCACAAUCAAUUAAAUAUAAAUCUUUUAACUUAUCUAUAUCAUAUUAAUAUUAUAAACAUUCAUGAAUAUGAAUAAUAUACACAAUAUAUUUAUGUAACAACAUAAAUUACAUUUUUGUCUUAUUUUCUCCCACAAUUUACGUUACUCUUCUUUUUUGAACAAAUUCUUCUUCUUACCAAUAUAAAUAUAUUACAUGCACCAUUACAAUUAUUUACAAACUUACCAUGUAUAUAAAAUAAUUUAUUAGACAUUCUCAUUAAAUUUUGAUCCACAAAAAAACAAAAUACAACAUUUGAAUUGAUGCAAGGAUCAUAUUCUAAAAAUGGUGGUAAUACAAUUGACGGUUUACAAGAUAAAAUAAAAUUUAAAAAUAUAAACUAUAAAAUUAUUAUGCUUAUAAAUUUUAUUAAAUAAUUAUUUAACACAGGUAAAAUUUUAAAAUACAUAUUAUCACUUAGACAAAAUAAAUAUUUAUUUACAAAAAUAAAAGCAAACAUCUACAAGGUCGUGGUUUAAAUGUACACAAAUUUAAACUCAUUUAUAAUUUCUUAUCGUUACAUCAAAUUUUAUUUUAUUUUUAAUCUUAAUUUGUAUAUGUUCCAAAUUUCAUAGAAGUUUAACAAUCAUUUUAUUUUUUUACAAAUAUUAUAACUAAUGUUUCAUUUAUAAAUAGCAUACUAAUUCAUAAUUGUCUAUUUUUAUACUUUUCAUUUAAAAAUUGUGUUAGCUAUAUAUCUUAGACAUGGAUAUUAUUAUAUAAAUGUUAGAUUUUUUAUAUAAUACCUAAUAUCGGUGAUACAUUUUACGCUAAAAUAUAAAAUUAAGUACAAAUAUAACAUUUACAUUUAAAAAUAUGACUACAUUAACAAAUAUAUCAUUAAAUACAAACACAAAUUAAAUAUUCGCGCGGUCGCGCGGGUCAAGGUCUAGUUUCCAUUAUAACAUAAAGUUAAUAUUUUUAAUUGAUAAAAAUGUAUGUAAAUUUUAUUCAAUUAGCUAUAUAAUAUUAUAUAGCUUUAUUUUUGUAUAUAUAUUUUUAAUGAAAUCAUUCAGAUUUGUUUGAAAAGAAUUGAGCCAACAAAAAAAGAUAUGGAUAUAAGUAGAGAUUUGCCCCAAUGGAUUUUGUUAAUUAUCCAUUUCUAAAUUGAAGCUCAUCAUCUUACAGUUUUUCACGAGGAACAACAAAUAAACGUUUGUGUAAUCUUUUGUUUUUGUUUAUGUCGGGUCCGAGCAGAUUAUAUGUUGUUACAAUUAUAUAAGCUAUUUUUAUAGACUUUUAAAGCGCUAGAAUAUUUUUUAACAAAUGUUUUAACAUUUUUAUUUUAGUGUAUUUGAAUUUUGAGGUUAUUAGAUAUAAAAUCAUAUAACAUUAUUGAAUUCAUUUUUUGUUAUUUAAAUUUUCGUUUUGAAUUUUAAUAAAUCUCCGUAACUUAUUUUAUUAAUUCUAUGAUAUAUUUUGAUAAAUUUAUUUGAUGUCAAUUUAUUGCAAUUUUUUUACGUACAAUAUUUAAUUUAAUAUGCAAGUUUAUUUAAAUUUAAAUGAUGGUAAGUUUUAUUUAUGAAAAUAUAAAUACAAUAAUCAAUAAAUUUAAUUUAUUCGAUAUUGAUUGAAAUCAUUUUGUAUUAUUUAAACCUGCAAAAAAAGUUAUAUUUAUUUUGAUUUUUCAUUAAUUAUUUCAACGCUUUAGUGAGUUAAAAUGUUUUAUAUUGUUUGGACACAAGAUUAAUUAUUAUGUUGUUUGGAAACAUAGAUAAUAGUGUAAUAUUAUUUCCAUAAUUACUUUAUAAUGAAAUGGUAUAUUUAAUUUAAAAUGCUACAAGAAAAAGGUUGGGUCUAAGAAAAUAUUUCAUUUUUAAUAAGAGUGAUAUAUACUCAUUUAUGUAAAUGUAACCAAUUCCAUAUACGACUGGUCUUUCGUUUGAAUCAUAAUCCUAUGGCCAUUACAUAAUCUGGCUCUAAUACCAUAUUAGUGAUGAGCCUAAAUCAUACUCAAAAGCUAACUUAAUAGUGGAUGAUUGCUCAUACACUUAUAUAUUACCCAAAGACUGUUUGACUAAACGAUGUGCGACAUUUAAUAAGCCUUAUCAGAAUACCACAGCAAUAUAGACCACCACAUAGACAUGAAACUGUUUUUGUGGAAAAUCAUAUGUUAGGCUAAGUCAUGAACUCCGAUAAAAGUUAGAUGGAUUUCUGACCUAAAACUAAUUGGUAGUAAAUACACUAGUUCUAGUCCAUUAUAUAUUACUCAAGUAUUUUACAUAUUUUCAAUAUGGAUCUUAUCUCCAACGUCAAUACCAUAAGAUAUCUCAGCUCCUACGGUAUUAGUGAUGAACCUAUAUAAGAUUAGAUUAAUGUUAUCCAAUGAUUACUUAUAUAAGAAAUCUUAAAGCUAAGAGAGGUGUUAUUCAAUAUAUACAACUUUUACUACAAGUGGACAUUUAGAAUUAGUGUUUAAGCUCCAAACGUUAUACUAUUCCUGUUAUAAUUAAUAAAAUAAUAUUCUGAUGAUAGUUUACCCGUAUAUAAUAUAAAGCCAACUAUCAGAUGACAUCUUAUAAAACAGUUUCUCAUAGAAGAGAUUGAAUCUCUCGUGCGGGAGACCUCUUCUUCAGUGCUAUAUCUUUCCUAUUCCUUCUUACUUUUUCAUUUGUUUUGAUAUUUUUAUUAAGAGAAUCUUGCUUAGAACUUUCCAAGUUACGUUUGUUAUUAUUAUUUUCUUGACCUCCUCAUGUUCGUUUUUUUUCUUCUGAUAAUUUGAAUUCACUGUAUCGUUCAUACGAUUUAAGUAAUGUUUUACUGAGUCUGGACCACUGUUGAAGUCUGUCAUUGGCUACAGUUUGAAAGGCCAACAACGUACUGCUCACUGCUUUGAUUCGUCUAUUUAUACCUCAUAGAUUUAUUCUGAAUCUGUAUCUCAAAGGUCUCAGUGAACUUUUUCUUUGUUUUGUGGGCUUGACUCGAGAUUUGAUCCUUUUCUUAUUUAUUUUUUCCCCCGAAUUUUCGGUGCAUCAUUCGGUUUAUACCGAGACCAAUGUCAAUGGAAGGGUCAAGUAACGCUUCUUUGAGGGUAGUGUUGUUACAUGGUAACUUAGACAUUUGGGUGAAGGAAGCUAAAAAUCUUCCUAACAUGGAUCGUUUCCGGAGGUACAAGAAGAACAGUACAAGUGAUCCUUACGUGACUGUCUCUAUCGCAGAUGCAAAGAUUGGCACAACUUUUGUGAUCGACAACGAUGAGAAUCCUGUGUGGAUGCAGCAUUUCUAUGUACCGGUGGCCCACCAUGCUACGGUGGUUAAGUUUGUGGUGAAAGACAAUGACCGUUUUGGAUCAAGGUCCAUAGGAGAUGUUAGAAUCCCAACCGAAGAGUUGUGUUCAGGGAAUAGGAUGGAAGGGUUGUUUCCGAUACUGAACACUAGUGGGAAGCCAUGUAAAAAGGGUGCUGUGCUGAGUUUGGCUAUUCAAUACACUCCAGUGGAAAUGAUGAAAAUUUACCAAAUGGGUGUUGGUAAUGAGUGCGAAGGAGUUCCCGGUACGUACUUCCCUUUGAGGAAAGGCGGUAGAGUUACUUUGUAUCAAGAUGCUCAUGUUGAAGACGGGACACUUCCGAGAGUGGAUCUCGAUGGUGGAAUGCAGUAUAUACAUGGAAAGUGCUGGGAGGAUAUGGCUGAUGCGAUUAGACAGGCAAAGAACUUGAUUUAUAUCACAGGAUGGUCAGUUUACCAUCCGGUUAGGCUGGUUCGUCGCAAUAAUGAUCCGACUGAUGGUGUAUUAGGGGAUUUGCUUAAAGAAAAAUCUCAAGAAGGUGUUAGAGUGUUGCUAUUGGUGUGGGAUGAUCCAUUUUCAAGUAGCUUUAUGGGGCACAGAACACGCGGAAUAAUGAAGACAAGCGAUGAGGAGAUUCGCCAUUUUUUCAAGAACUCGUCCGUGCAAGUUAUUAUUUGUCCUAGAUCUGGUGGGAAAGGUCACCACAGCUUCGUUAAAAAAACUGAAGUUGGAACUAUCUACACACAUCAUCAAAAAACUUUGAUUGUAGAUGCUGAGGCAGCUCAGGGCCGAAGAAAGAUCAUAGCGUUUGUUGGAGGGCUAGACAUGUGCAAAGGACGUUUUGAUACUCCUAACCAUCCUCUCUUUAGGACAUUGAAGACGCUCCAUAAAGAUGACUUCCAUAACCCAAACUUUGCGACAUCUGUGGAUGAUGGACCAAGACAACCGUGGCAUGAUCUGCACAGCAAGAUUGAUGGUCCAGCAGCGUAUGACGUGCUUGCUAAUUUUGGACAACGUUGGCUAAAGGCUUCAGAGAAAAGGCACAGGAUUUCGAUACACAGAUCGUCUUCUGAGGAUGCUUUGCUUAAGAUUGACAGAAUUUCAAAUAUCAUGGGACUAUCAGAAGCCUCUUCUGUUAGUGAUAAUGAUCCAGAGUCUUGGCAUGUCCAGGUUUUUCGUUCCCUUGAUUCAACCUCCGUCAAAGAGUUUCCAAAGAACUCAAAGGAAGCUAGUGGAGAAAAUCUUUUAUGUGGGAAGAAUAUACUCGUAGACAUGAGCAUACACACGGCUUAUGUUAAGGCCAUAAGAUCUGCUCAGCAUUUCAUCUACAUCGAGAACCAAUAUUUUUUGGGAUCAUCAUUCAACUGGGAUUCACAUAACGACGUUGGUGCUAAUAAUCUGAUCCCUAUGGAAAUCGCACUUAAGAUUGCUAGUAAGAUUAGAGCUAGGGAGAAGUUUGCUGCUUAUAUUGUCAUUCCAAUGUGGCCAGAAGGUGAUCCAACGAGUAAGGGUAUGCAGAGCAUUUUAUACUGGCAGUAUAAUACCAUGCAAAUGAUGUAUCAAACUAUCUACAAGGCACUUGUGGAAGCUGAACUUGAUGGUCAGUAUGAGCCACAAGACUAUUUGAACUUCUUCUGUCUUGGAACCAGAGAGGUUGCUGAUGGAAACGUUAACAACAACGCAAAGGAAAAUCCCACACAGGUGCAAGCUUUGAAGAGUGGAAGAUUCAUGAUAUAUGUGCAUUCCAAAGGUAUGGUAGUGGACGAUGAGUUUGUCUUAAUUGGUUCAGCGAAUAUCAACCAGAGAUCCUUGGAAGGAACUAGAGACACUGAAAUCGCCAUGGGAGGGUAUCAACCACAGCAUUCGUGGGCUAAGAAAGGUUCUCGUCCUUGUGGUCAGGUAAUAAAAUUUCGGCUUCACAGGCUUAGAACUUUAGUAGCCACCACAAUAUAUUAUGAAAUCUCGAGAAUUAUGAGAUCUAGAUUAUAUUUUCUUGUAGUUAUUAGGAAAGCUAGAAUUCACGUAACACAGUCCCCAAAAUACAAAUCUUUCUUCCCAGGUUAUGUGUCUUCUAAAACAUGGUUGCGUAAUUCCCUAUUUCUUGCAGAUCUUUGGAUACAGAAUGUCUUUGUGGGCGGAGCAUCUAGGGUUUCUAGAGAAAAGUUUCGAAGAGCCAGAGAACAUGGAAUGCGUGAGACGAGUUAGGCAUUUGAGUGAGCUUAACUGGAGACAGUAUGCAGCAAAGGAAGUCACAGAGAUGACAAGUCAUCUUCUUAAGUAUCCAGUUCAAGUCGAUAGGACAGGUCAAGUGACUUCUCUUCCUGGAUGCGAGACAUUCCCAGAUCUCGGUGGGAAGAUUAUAGGCACGUUUCAUAGGAUCAAAGAAAACCUCACCAUAUGAAACUUAUUUGGUUUGAUUCGAUUCAUAUGCAAUAUCUGCACAUGAACGUAUCAAUGCCAAUCUGAAACAUUUCUUGCCAUUUAGUGGUGAUAAUAAGAACAAAUCCUCUCUAACCCAGAGGAAUCUGAAUAUUCGCAUUUUAUGUCGUUCCUGGCUUUUACUUCUAUGCUUUUGUGGGUUUUUUUUUUUACUUUUUCCGUUUUGUUUUGUGUAACCGAAAAUGAAACAUUAAGAAAAUAAUUUUAUGUAAUAAUGUAUUAUUUUGCUUGUAGUUUAAUAUUUAAUGUUGUAUUUGUAUUUAUAAUUUAUAAUUUUAAUGUAAGAUUUUAUUAAUUAAUAUUAUUAUAAUAUUUUUAUAUAUGUGCUAGUUAUUUAUAAAAAAAAUAUAGAUUUAUAUUAAUUAUGAAAAAUAUAAGGACUAUAGUGUAAAUUACAAAUAAUUUUAAAGUUAAAUUUAAAAUUUUGAUUUUGGAGAAAAACACCUUGAAACUUCAAAUAUUGUAUUUUGCAAACUCUAUAAUAGAUAGUCCUUUAGAGAUGCUCUUAUACCAGUACACAUCAAACCAUAAAUUUCAAAAUGAAUUUAUGAUGAGCAGCUCCAGUGACCGGGGAGCGAACUUCUCCUUAGACAUUGGGCGAGUUGGUUUGCUUGCUGCUUAAUUGUUGUCGGAUGUAGGAAUCAAAUCCUGUUGGAUGCAACAUUUUUGCCUUAAUUUUGACUUAUGUUAAGUCGUAAAUAACUGCCACAUCAUCAAUACAUGAAUGCUUUAUAAUACGGUUUGACUGGAAUUUUGAAUUCGUGGAUUAAAUUGCAAAAAAAAGAAUUACUAUAUUGAAUUUUUUUUUCAAAAAACAUUUAAACGAAUUUAACCGAAACGGAGUCUAUAAAGGUGAACCUAAAACCCAAAAAACAAAUCUUACAUAAAUUAGGGUUAAUUUGUGAACUAGCCAUAUAUUGCAUGUAAAUUAAGUAACUAGCUUUGAUUUUGACAUAAUCUAAUAUCUAACAUUUAUACCAUAAACUACCCGGUUUUAUCCUUUAUUUUUGCAGGUACCAGGUAAAAAGGUGGAAAAGAAUAACGUGGCCAGUAGAAAAAAGAGUGAGCCACGUAUAUUUUUAUUGACCACAUACAUAUCCACGGAGUUCUAUUCUAGAUAAAAUAGUAUAAAAUUAUAACUUUAUCUACAACCCUUAAAUAAAAACAUAUCUCAAAUCCAAUCCUUAGAAAACUUAUUUCAAUCCCACCCAACCUCUAUACUAAACUCUAAACUCUAAUUAGUAAAUCCUAAACCCAAAUCUAAACCAUAAAACCAAAUAUAAACCAUAACUCCAAAUAUAAGCACAAAAUCUAAAUAGAAUUGAACAAAAAAAUAACAUAGUACAUAUUUGUAAAAUUAUAAAAUUACAUGGAAGAAGUUAUUACUGGCCUCAACCAUACUCCUUCACCUUCUAAAUACUAAACUUUAAACUCUAAUCAUUCAACCCUUACCCAAAUAUAAAUCCUAAACCCCUAAAUACUAACCCAAUCCUAAUCACACCUCAACCCCUAAAUCCUAAACCCUAAACUCUAAUCACUAAACUUAACCCAAAUAUGAACCCUAAACCCAAAUAUCAAAAUUUAAACCUUAACCAAUGUUAACCCCAAAAUUUCAUAAACUAAACAUAAAUUUUAAAAAGCCAGUAAGAUGCAUUACCAUUCUACAUGAGGCAUAUAGAAUAGAAAUGGUAAAAAUGUAGUUACAAUCUAAAGAUCAUCUUAACAUAUUUUUCAAAUGCUGAUAUGGUCAUGCCUUCAUGAAAGGUGAUAAUGCUUGUCCCAAUGCCAACUCCAAUCGUACAUAAACUAAACCCUAGCAACUAUCACUAAACCCUACAUAAAAAUGUAAACCCUAAUCUAAUGUCAACUCCAAUCUUCCAUAAACUAAACCCUAACCACUAAUCACUAAACCUUAUAUGGAAAUAUAAACCCUAAUCCAAUGUCAACCCCAAUCUUUCAUAAACUAAACCCGCAAGUAACAUGUAUGUCCAUUCUACAUGAGCCUAUAGAAUAAAAAAUGUGAGAAACAAUAUAGCACAAUACAUAUAUAUUGUUCAAAUUUUGAAGUGUCUAUGAUUGUAGGGAUAUAGGUAAUGCUUAAACCAAAUUCAGAUUGUAGUGGCGAAAGAAACGAAGACUAACGGCAUUAGAGAAAAGAGGUGGAAGAGAUAACAUCAUAUAUGUAUCAUUCCCAUUCAACGUCACAUUGUAUUCUGUUUUUUUUUGAUGUCAUAAUAAAUUUUAUUCCAUUUACGUUCAAUAUAUUAUUUCUCUUUAAAAAAUCAUAUACAGACUAAUAUAAACCAUAUAUAAACACCAAUACAAAAUUCAUAUCAAUAGAACAUGAAACAACAACAAACAAGAUUGAACCCUCUCUUUAAAGCAUCAAAUGAAAUAUAACUUACUAUAUAGUACAUUAUAUAUUAAUAAACAUGGCAAAUAAGAGAAGAGUCAAAUUUGAAAGAAAAACAAUAUGUUCCAUUUCAUAAAAUAGUAUAAAAGUACUAUUACCUUUCCAAUUCAUCUAUGACAAACCUGAAAAACAAAAUGAAAAUGAAGACACACAUUAGUCUACAAGUUGGAAGGAAAUGAAAGCAUAUGAGAUAUGCUACUAGUAUAUGAAUUACUUUAUGCUUAAGUUAAAUGUUUAGUUAUGUUAAUUCCAAAUAGCCUAUGCGAGUAAAAAAGUAACAUGUGCAAUUAGAAUUGAACCACAUGAUAUAAUAUAUAAUUUAUAGAUAUGGAGUGGAACAUAUGGUCUGAUGGAAUGGAAAGCGAAUAGUAUAUUAGUUAUGAUAUGAUUUUUCAGAAAUAGCAGAGGAAUGAAAUGGCACAUAACCAGUCUCUAAAACUAAAAUUUUCCAUUUCAAAUAGCACAUGUUCCAUAAGAUAUUCCAUUUCACACAUAACUAAACUUGUUUUAUCGCAAAAGGGACUUUUCAUUCCAAAAUCACAAUCCCCCCUUUGCAGUGAAAAAAUUUCAACCCUAAAUCAAUUUGUUUACCCCAGCUUACCAGAUCAUGGAUGCAACAGAAACAAUAAGUUAGAUUUAUCAACUUAGAAUACAUUAGGUCUGAAUCUAUUUCAAAUAGGAGAGCUGACAUAGAAAUAAUAGAAUCUAUGGCACAAAACAGAGAACUUACAAUAUUGCAACAGAACUCACCGUAAUCGCCGAUAUAAAGGAGAUCUGAGAAGAAUCAACUUGGUGAAGUUGGAGAGGAAGGGUCUGUUACUAACCACUGCUACAACUUUAAUACCGUUCGAUGUCGGAUGAUGGCACAAAUGGAGAAAGUAAAAGCAGACGGAGGCGACGUUGUGGAGAGAAAUAUGUGAAGUCGAGUAAGGCACGAUUUAUUUUUGUGUGAUUAAUAAUUAAUAUUUUUAAUUGUUUUUGUUUGCAGGUUUUGCCGGUAAGAUAAAAGGACAAAAUGGUAAUAUUAUAUAAAAGCCACACCAUGUAUAGAUGUAUUAGGGAAAAUGGUCAUGUAGCUAAUUAGUGUUUUUUUCAUAGCUAUACAGCCCAAUUCCCCCAUAAAUUAUGUAUAUCAAUUUUGAGGAUUUUUCUUACAAAUUAAUAUUAACCAAAUAAAUAUUAAACAAAAUAUUUAACUUUACAAUAAUAAAAAUCAUCAAAAACAACAAACCUGAUUACAUAAAACUAUAUUAAAAAUCUAAAAUAAAUAA